AUGACUCGCCCCGCGGAGUCAGCUAUGCCAGCUAUAGCCUCCCAAGGUCAGCUCCCCACACUGGACCCGGCAUACUAUUCGGAAGACUCCAUGCGACAAUGGCUACGUACCAAAGCAGAGGAAGAUAGGAGACGGCAGGAAGAGGAGCGUACUCGUCAAGAAAGUUUGAAGCUAGAACAACGACGGAUUGAGCAAAGCAUGCUCCGCGAUGCUUUUCAAGCCGGUGUUCCCCCUCAGAUGGUGCCUUUAAUAUUCGUGGGAAUUGGCGGGGGGAAUCUCAAUCUGUCACCAGAUGUGACUCAGCAGAUUGAUUCGAGUAUCCAGCAGGUGCAAUCAUGGCAACAGCAAAAUCGUGUGCAUACAAGUCAGCAACAAUCUGUCCCUACUCAGAUACCUUCUCGUAUUCCGCCGCCUGGCUCAGAGCCGUCACAACCUCUGCCACCGGAUAUUCGCCGAGAUAACAAUAGAGCUAUCCCGCCGAAUCCUUAUGCGUCUCAGCCAGCACCAAGUCGAACUACAUCUCCACCACAGCCCGUGCCUGCAUCUCCCACUCAGACACAACUAUACCGUGGGUCGUUACAAUCAGCUCGGCUGCAUUCUUUCGGGGACCCGCAGCCUCACCAGUCGUCCAUGCCACGUCUGAAUACAAGUGAAAUACAAUUCUCACAUUCAUCACAUAUCAUAAGCACCGCUCAACCUCAACCCGGCGCAGGCUCUGCAUAUGCCCCAGUUCCUGCUUCUGUUCCACCCCCAGCUACAAGCAAGCCUGAGACGCAAUCCACUCAGUCUCCAUCUAUCUAUUUCCAUCAUUGGGUUCCACCGAGUCAAUCACAACCAAGCACGCCGUCCACCAGAGGACGGCAAGAAUCAUCUUCGCGAUCUCAGGGCCAGGGUGAGACUCAUACUUCUCCUGGUCGAAAACGAAAAGCCGCCGGCUCACAUCCACCGCCUCCUCCACCUGCAUCGCAGCAGGAACAACCUUCACCAGCAUUCUCACAUGCCUCGCAUCGACGUGGCUCCUCAACACGGAUGGGGGGCAGCGCAAGCCACUUUCGUCGACAGAGUGACCUGAGCCAUGGUUCUCGACAGGAGCACUCCGAAUCAGAUUCGGACAAUUUCUCGCGUUUUAGACCAGGUCGUGAGUCAAUUCUGAACCCAAUUCAACCGAGUUCAAGGAGAACGAGCUCAGAUGCACCGCCGGGUCAGCCACCAGGCCGAUAA
Molecule: messenger RNA, 1221 nt
Organism: Talaromyces marneffei
Lineage: Eukaryota; Fungi; Ascomycota; Eurotiomycetes; Eurotiales; Trichocomaceae
Exons: 1
Coding region: 1-1221 (406 amino acids)
Source: RefSeq, a predicted model, not a curated record